UUGUAGUCGUGACUUUAAAGAUCCUUCUAAUUUGAGGCGACAUCUUCGGACACACACUGGCCAUACGAAAAUAAAGUGCGAUACUUGUGUGAGGAAACCUUUUCAAGGCCUGAUAAUUUGAAAAAGCAUCAGAAGACAGUUCACGGUUUGAGGUUAGGACGAGGGUUAGUUAGGUAGUUACAUUGAUCUAUUAAUGUCUAGGUUUUGGUAAGGUUAGUAAAUCGGUGGCAAUGACAAGGACUCUCGAAGUCCACAUUAUCUUUAUGUUGGGUUAGGUUUGUUGUGUGUUCUAUGUUCACGGUUUUGACAAGGACUUCUGUCCGCAGUGCUUGUGCUCAAGGUUUCAGGUUUUGACGAGGGCUUUUCAGUCCGCAGUGCCUGUAUGUUUUAGUUUUAGAUUUCUUUUUGACGACCAUGGAGAGAGACGGAGAGGUUUUGGUAACGGUUCACCUGGAGGUUUCGGAAGUGUUGUUCAGAUAAGUUUUAAAAUUAUCUUGUGUCUUUUGUUGUGAUUCUUGUGUCUAUCGUUAAAUUGACAAAUUCACUCAUGCCUUUCUUUUAUUUUUGUUCUUUCAGUGGUAACCCAUCUGCACCCUCUAAAGAAAAGGAAGGAGAGUCAUUUUCAUGCCAGUUUUGCAGCAAGGUCUUAGGACAUAAAAAAAAUUUGCAACGUCAUGUGCGAGCUUCUCACAAUGACAACAUCACAAUUUCACAACAUCAGAAUAUUGACAAUGGAAACUUUGUAUGUCCAGCUUGUGAUGUUGCUUCAAGUUCGUACAUUGGACUUAUUUCACAUCUUGAAGAGCACCACGAUUAUCUGAGUGGAGUGUUAAAGCUCUUUCCAAUUACUGCUGAAGUUGACUCACCACCCCGUGAUGAUAUGGAGGCAAUUAUCAAAACUGCUGCCAACAUGUCGGACAAGGACAAUUUUAAGGUCCCUGAUGAAGUUUUCACACGCAUUGAAACCAUGUGGAGAAGUGAGGCAGCAAAUGCCUUUAUUGACAUGGUGGCCCAAAAAAUGGUUUUAGAAAACAAACCUUGA
This is a messenger RNA of Thrips palmi, 1042 nucleotides long. RefSeq lists its product as uncharacterized. The record is from RefSeq and is a predicted model, not a curated record. The coding region runs from base 548 to 1042 and encodes 164 amino acids. The transcript has 3 exons. Lineage: Eukaryota; Metazoa; Arthropoda; Insecta; Thysanoptera; Thripidae.